Messenger RNA from Aspergillus terreus NIH2624, 972 nucleotides. RefSeq names its product FAD-dependent oxidoreductase. The record is from RefSeq and is a predicted model, not a curated record. The transcript has 2 exons. Lineage: Eukaryota; Fungi; Ascomycota; Eurotiomycetes; Eurotiales; Aspergillaceae. The coding region runs from base 1 to 972 and encodes 323 amino acids.
AUGUCCAACGUGCUGAUCAUCGGCGGGGGUUUGGGUGGACUCUGCUUGGCCCAUGCGCUCAAGAAGAACCAUAUCCCAGUCAAAAUCUUUGAGAAGGAUCAGAAGCAAGACUUUCGCGCACAAGGGUACCGACUCCGCAUCAGUUCCCCGGGAAUCGGUGCAUUGGAAUACUCUCUCGCCCCGGAAACAUGGGAUCUGUUUAAGAAGACCUGCGCCCAGUUUGAUCCAACCUCUCCCAUGGGACGAGUAGAUGCCGCCACGGCAGUGACCCCCGCAGACGCGCCAAUGCUGGGUGGUCCUCCACCGCAUAUGCAUGGCUCAGACAGUCUGCCGUACAAUGUGGACCGUACCGUGUUCCGUGAAGUCCUUCUAGCGGGGCUCCAAAGUGAUGUCUACUUCGGUAGGCAGUUUACCCACUACGAAACCGAGGACGGCCAGGUUCGGGCAUUCUUCGCCGACGGGACGGUGGAAACCGGCGCCCUGCUCGUCGGUGCCGACGGAGUGGGAUCGCGCGUGCGGAAGCAGCUGCUUCCCCAGUACCCGAUUCUCGACACAGGAGUGCGCAGCAUCUACGGCAAGACGUUACUAUCCGAGGCCCUCGAGAAGCAAAUGACGCCAAACGUGCUGCGAGGAUUGUCUCUUGCAUUCGACAAUGACCAGUCUGCGCCGAAGACGCUGUUGCUCGAAGCCAUGCGCUUCCCCAGGCGAUCGGAUGUCACCGAGGUCCCGCUGCCCCCCGACUACGUCUACUGGGUAUUGGCGGUUCAUCGGGAUUAUAUUCCGCUUGCGGACGAAAAAAUGUUGCGUCUAAAUCAUGAGCAGUCGGCACAGCUGUCCCUCGACUUGACGGAGAAAUGGCACCCCUCCUUGCGGGUUCUGCUCGAAGCACAGGAUGUCGCACAAACCUCGACGUUGCGCAUUACACUGGGAGCCAUCGCCGUUGGUUACGUUGUUGGGCGAUGCCAUUCAUAA